AGUGUAGCCCCAGGAGUGCCACCUGUCAGUGUCCAUCAAUGCAAGCUGUCAGUGCUCAUCAGUGCCACCUAUCAGUGCCAGUCAGUGCCGCCUAACAGUGCCAUUUAUGAGUGCUGCCUUUUAGUGCCCAUCAGUGAUGCCUGUCAAUGCCCAUCAGUGCCACCUACCAGUGCCUCCUCAUCAGUGCCCAUCAAAGCAGCCCAUCAGUGCCCAUCAAAGCAGCCCAUCAGUGCCCAUCACUGCAGCCUCAUUAGCGCACAUUAGUGAAGGAGAAAAAUCACUUAUUUACAAAAUGUUAUAA
Molecule: messenger RNA, 301 nt
Organism: Staurois parvus
Lineage: Eukaryota; Metazoa; Chordata; Amphibia; Anura; Ranidae
Source: the annotation of a GenBank genome assembly